UGACUGCCGUAUCAAUAUUUACAUUCCAAUGAAAAACUAUACGUACUUCUUCGUCCUCAUGUACCGUAUUCAGUUACCUGCGUUCUGUAAGGAGAAACGGACACAAUGGCAAAAAUUAUUGUAACAAAAGAACACGUUUGGCAAUAUUAAGAAAAAGUGUCGGAUCACGAAGCAAAAUGCAGGACUUUCCUUAGGCGGCAGAUUGAUAUUACUUGCUUCGGUAUUGUCAGACGCAUCAUUGGAAUUACCGGGAAAAUACAGUUUGCAAUCAAUUGCCGGCAUGCAAAUAGACGAUAACGGUCUACCGCAAUAUCAUUACGACUGGUACCUUCAACUUUCCGGGUUAGCGCUUAUGCUCGCGUGAUGGUCAUGGUUCCAGGCGCUGAGAGGGAGCUGAAGGAACAGAGAGGGCUCAGCUCGGAGUACCUCGUGAGGGCGCCUCAGAAAUCGCCGGGACCAUCACAGGCUCGACCUUUCGGUCAGCCAACGAAACCGCCUCAAAAAUUGGCCGAAGAAAGAACUUCGUUGCUCUGCAAGUCGGCACCUGAUAUCUGCGCGUCGAAUCCACAGGCCAUCAGUUACGUCGAUAAGACAGACCUAUCUCACGUCUUGCCGGCUUAUCCCGAUAACAAAAACAACGACCCGCGAUGCAACUUCGAGAAAUCCGAGGGUAGCGUCAUAGAUUCUCGCCUGAGCGGAUUCACCGAUAAGGAAGGCUUUAUCGAUUCCCGGAUUCUGUCCGAUUCCCGACAGAAUAUAAUUAGUUUCACGGAUAACAAGGAACCCGCCCAGGAGCAGCGGUAUGCCGAAUUUUCCACGAGAAGCGCUGACCAGAACGUCGUAGAUUCCCGAUUGAGCGGUUUUGCCGACAACGAGGGUCUUCUGGACUCCAGACUUAGUAGUUACGUCGACAAGAGUGAAUUUUUGCUGGACACGCCGUUCGGUUACGACACUAGAUUCGAUACUGUAGCCGGCCAGACCGUUCCUAUUACGCUGAAGAACCAGAACACGUCAGUGUCGGGUAUUCAGUCGCAGUAUAUAUAUCAGAACUUCGGAACAAUACACUCGGGCAUCCUUCGAGUGUCGGAACCGGGUAUCAGCUCCAGUUCCAAUUCCAGUCAGCGCAGCAUGACUCUGCAGAAUCCGGAACGCAUGUCGCAGAUCGCUCAGAACGCCUUCAGCACGAUGGAAUGCGAGAAAAAGGAGCGAACGUCUGGACUGGCUGGCAAGGCGAGCUUUUACACUGGAAGUGCUGUAUGACCAUCACUUCCACCUCCGAUAUCGAGGUAAUUCCAAGAAGACGUGACUCCAUUAGGAAUUAGUUACCCGAAAUAGUUGCGACUUACACGACGGCAAUUCGAAGGAUAUCGAUUAUUGAUUACUCAUGAAGAUAGAGAAAGAAAAAAGAUUUUUUACAAACUGAAUACGUAACUCUAGCAAUUAUUAGUUAUAUAAUCGAAGUGUGUAAGAGAAAAAUACGUCUAAUUAUUGACGUCAAAUAUUUCUGUAGUAUAAAUUUGAAGGAAUAUAAAAGAAUACUGCAAUACUGUUGAUUAAACUCGAGAUAAUUUAAUUCCAGAUAAAGAAUUGCAAAUUCGUGCAAAAAUGCAAAUGUAAUUUUCUGCAAUCUGUCAAUAAUAUUAUGAGUAAUAUAUCAUAUUUGCGAACGGAGAGAUAAUCGCAAAUGCAAUGUAAAUCACUUCUAUUUUAGACAUUGAAAGAGUAAGGUAAUGUUUGUCAUUCGUUGUUAAUACUUAACUUUAACCGAUACUUACGUAAUCGCAUUUCAACUGAAUAAUCAAUCAAAGAAAAAAGUUAUAUAGUGGAAUAUUAAUAUAAUCAAUACAUUCUAAUAUAUUUGGGGGUUGAAAUAGUCAAGGUACUCAUCUGGACGCAAUUCGCUAUUUUCGUUUAACAAUAAGAAACUACGAAAAUAUAUUGGUCUCAGCGAACGGAUCAUCCGUUGAAAUAAAACGAGCGAUAAUUGAAUAUUUGCCUAAUUUCUUUCAACAAUGUAUGCACUCUAAUUAUACCAUUAAUCGAAAACAUAUCAAAGUAAAUUUUUAAUACAGUCGUUCGCUCAACAAUGUUUUCCGAAAUUCGCAUAUUUUAUAUACUUUGAAGCGUAAAUAUUUAAUUUUUUUGCAAAAAUUGUCGCUUUUAUCUUAUUUAUUUACAAUUUGAAGUAACGAUAUUACGCAUUGGAACAUUACUUUGAAAAUGUUGAAAAUGUGAGUUUACAAAAAUUGCUGAAAGAAGCCAUACUAUAGAAAUAAUUUAUUUAUAUCGGAAAAGCGUUUUUUUGUUUAUAAUUUUACUAAUUGAAAACUCUUCCUUUUAAUUCGAUCUUUUUCUUUAUUUUUGUAAUUUAUGUAGAAUAAUAAUUGAAAUGGAUAGAAGAUAAUUUAUGCGCUCACGCGAAUAUACAUACGUACAUGAAAAUAUUGUAACAAUCGUAAUUGAGUGUAAUAAAACAUUUCUUUUUUAAUAA
This is a messenger RNA of Linepithema humile (Argentine ant), 2491 nucleotides long. The record is from RefSeq and is a predicted model, not a curated record. NCBI's taxonomy places the organism in Eukaryota, Metazoa, Arthropoda, Insecta, Hymenoptera, Formicidae.